AUGUACCAUUCAAACCAAUUCUCACAGUCACUUCAAAGUGACAGUAAUGACACAGAUCCCAAUGACAAUGCAAGUACUAACAAAUUACAAUCUUAUCUUUCACAACAGGAACAGCAAUCGCAGACAAGUAGUUCCCAUACCACGGCAAACUUCUACGCCAUAACACAGUACAUCCUACAAUCUUACUUCAAAGUAGAAAUCAACAGUCUUUCGUCCCUUAGACUUAUAGACAUGAUAGUGGACCAGACGUACCCAGAUUCGCUCACUUUAAGAAAACUAAACGAUUCAAACUCAUACCAGACAUACCAGUACUUCAACACUAUAUCCAGAGACCCGGACAUCUCGAGGUGUCCCAUAUUUGCUCUCUCAGUAUACUUCGUCAUACGAUGGUCGCACCCUAAUCCAUCCAUUACAAUAAACAACUGUAACUCAAUAAAGUUGCUAGACGCAAAUCUGAUCACGUACGACUCGGACCCUCUUCAGUACAUUCAAAACCACUUGAAUGGGAAUAUAAACUCAACGGAGAGGAUACAGCGGUCUACCGUGUUUGAACCGUCACGGGACUUGAUUGAUUUGGUGUUUCCCUGGUUACCAAUGUUCAGGCAAGACAUGCACCUUAUCGAUAGAACAAAUUACAAGUUACACUCGCUGUGUGAACUGUUUGAGUUUAUGGGUAGGAUUAUAGUACAAGAUUUAAGAUACUUGAACCAGCACGCACUGCUGCUACCGAACAUCGUAUCAUUCAUGUCCAAAUUCAUACCAGAUCUGUUCCAAAAUAGCAAUUUUAGGGGAGUCAACAGUGCUGGAGCUUCUGUAAAUAAUAAUAUCGACUCAACGGCCAACGUCCCAGAAGAUACAGGGGCGAUCAACCCAAUAUUUAACCAACGAGCACCAGAUGUGCCUGAAGGCAGUGACCCUUAUAUUCAAAUGUUCAACGAAACGAACGACAAGUUGAACGAAAAAGUGGAUACAAGGUUUUCAGAACUAUCCCAAAAGAUGACCACGGAGACAAUACGACUGAGUCAGCAAGUGAAUCAAUUAAAAUCAGAUCUUAACUCGCUGACCUCAAUGUGCACGCAAAUCUUGCAAGGUCAGCGGCAGAUGUUUUCGGGACAACUGAGCAAUGCGGCGAACACGCCCUUGCCCACAAACCAGUACGGGAACUUUGCUUCUGGUUCACAGAACUCCCCCAAUAAUGGCGUGAAACUAGGAGGUAUGUCAUCACUGGACAGAACCUCUAACAAUAAUACAUUCACCGGUGAUGGUAUAACAAAUUUAGACGCACUGAAUUCAGAUGAGAAUGCUGCACGCAUGAACCAAAGACAAACGAUUGCAGGUAUGCCCCCCUUGGACAAUUUUGGAGCCAUUAAUACACUCGGCCACCAAUCACAAAUGAGAUCCUUCCAACAACCUCGCAGGCCAUCUAUAGGUUCCAACUCUAACCGGUUGUCUCCUCAAAUAAAGUCGAAUGCCCAAAUACAGCAAGAGCUUACGAAGAAAAGGAUGUUACCAUUGCCUGCUUCCGGCUCCAUGAGCGCACACGUUGGGUCCCCAUUUUCACCUACAUCGCCAGGAAAUUUCACCACUGCUGAAUCUCCUUAUACAAAGAGGAUCAGACUAGAAAAUAAACCUACCCCAUCACAAACGGCAUUGGAUAUGCUGCUGUCGAGGUCUGUUCCGAGCCCGAAGCCCCCAUUACCCACUACUUUCAGAAACGAAAGGACUGCCGAACAAUCCCAAAUAAACUCGCCGACGUUCCUGCUCAAUCAACCUGAUGCAUCCGAAUCAGAUUCUGAGUCUGUUAGUAUUACUUCGGAACCAUUAAUGGAGUCUGCUGAACAGCCAGGAAAUGUGCAACAUACGGGAGGCGACGAUAGUUUACACAUUAACGAACAAUCGAAGCAGGCCAAUUCUUACCCUACCAGUAAAGAGGCACAUCCUCCUAGUGAGAGAACUCUCGGGAGUGGAGACCAACAGCAACGAAACAACAACACUGAAACUUCCGGUGAAGCACAAUCAGCUGCAGAUGUAUUGUCGAAUCAGCAACCCACGCUUGUCACAAUGGGCACAAAACUCCCGAUAGUAAAUUCAGUGACGAAUACGGCAGACAGCCCGCUCAAGGUAAACAAAAAGAAAUCCUCUACAGGAUCUGGUGAUAGAGAAAAUAAGAAGAGUGUCAUGACUCCUGCUAAAGCUGGCCCGAACAUGAACAUCAAGUACAAGUUAUCACGGGAGAACAAGACCAUCUGGGAUUUAUACGCCGAGUGGUACAUUGGGAUUAAUGGUCACUGGUCGAUCAAAAAACUUAUCGAGGAGUACGGUUACCGGCGUUGGAAAGUGAGUGACGAUUCUCAUUUUUUUCCGACAAGGAGGAUUAUAAUGGACUAUAUCGAAACGGAAUGUGAUAGAGGUAUACAGCUCGGGAGGUUUACCAAGAUAGACCAACCAAGAGAGGACAUCCGGAAAAUUAUUGUGAGUGAUGUUGAGAAGUUCAGGAUCAACAACGGGCUGACGUUGAACUCAUUGUCCCUGUACUUCAGGAAUCUGACAAAACGGAAUGAGGAAAUUUGCAUAUUCAAGGACUUCAAAACAUGGGGGGUUAAGAUAAUGACGGAUGAGGAGAAAACCCGGUACAGCAAGCGGAAGCAUUUACACACGGCGAGCGGUGGCAGUGCGAAAACGCAAGAAGAUGGCGAGUCGCCCGAAACUUACUUCAAAGAUCCGCUCAAUCUCGCGAUGAACCCGAACAAUUCGAACAUCCCGUUGAAGACGCUGAUGACCACUUCAUCCUUCCGCGACAAAGUUUUCAGAUUACAGAACACAAAGCCCUCGCCGCUGGCGCAGACAGUACCGACAGGCACAGACAGCGGGAACUCCUCUGCCAGUGACAGUCCACAGCCCACAGAGGAGGGACCACUACAGGGUUCUACCAGAUCGCAGAUGAACUCCCCAAUUAAGGAACGGACAAACAACGACGACGGGAUGCCUGCUGCGGGAGAGGCGGCGCCACCGCAACAAAGUGAUCCCUCUGCGCUACAGAAUGGAGCUGCGAGUAAUGGCACGGGUGCAAGCGAGGGAAUAUCUGACGGUACGACGAAUGGCGACAGCAAUUACAUUACCACACACUCCAGCUCUGGGACGCCGCAGGUGCCACCUACAACCAUUGCAGACAUCUCCCUUGGAGCGCAGCUAGUUCCUGGGAACGACUCACCGUUUUCCCCAUCUUCUGCGACGGCCGUUUCGCAGGACAGUGCCCGGAUGUGA
Huiozyma naganishii CBS 8797 is the source of this 3264-nucleotide messenger RNA. RefSeq names its product transcription regulator GCR1 (gene GCR1). Gene Ontology annotation, biological process: positive regulation of ribosomal protein gene transcription by RNA polymerase II. Bases 1 to 3264 code for a protein of 1087 amino acids. NCBI's taxonomy places the organism in Eukaryota, Fungi, Ascomycota, Saccharomycetes, Saccharomycetales, Saccharomycetaceae. The transcript has a single exon. The record is from RefSeq and is a predicted model, not a curated record. Gene Ontology annotation, molecular function: RNA polymerase II cis-regulatory region sequence-specific DNA binding; DNA-binding transcription factor activity, RNA polymerase II-specific.